CGUACGGUCCCGCCGGCCAUGGGCGAGCGCCGGGGGCCGGCGGCGCUGCAGGAGGCGGCGGGCCCGGAGCGGAGCUCUUCGAGUGCUGCUGAGAAUGGCUCUGACCUUGAUGAAGAGCCUCUACUCAGAAAAAAUCACCGCCGGUUUGUCAUCUUCCCCAUCCAGUACCCAGACAUAUGGAAGAUGUAUAAGCAGGCUCAGGCCUCCUUCUGGACGGCAGAAGAGGUUGAUUUGUCAAAGGACCUUCCUCACUGGAACAAGCUGAAAGCAGAUGAAAAAUACUUUAUCUCUCACGUUCUGGCAUUUUUUGCAGCCAGUGAUGGAAUUGUAAAUGAAAACCUGGUGGCACGUUUUAGUCAGGAGGUGCAGAUCCCAGAAGCUCGUUGUUUCUAUGGCUUUCAAAUUCUCAUUGAGAAUGUUCACUCAGAGAUGUACAGCUUGCUCAUAGACACCUACAUCAAAGAUCCCAAGAAAAGGGAUUUCUUAUUUAAUGCUAUUGAAACAAUGCCUUGUGUUAAGAAGAAAGCAGACUGGGCUCUGAAGUGGAUUGAAGACCGAGAAUCCACUUUUGGUGAGAGAGUGGUUGCCUUUGCUGCAGUGGAAGGCAUCUUCUUUUCGGGUUCCUUUGCUGCUAUAUUUUGGCUGAAGAAGAGGGGCUUGAUGCCUGGAUUGACUUUCUCCAAUGAACUUAUUAGCAGAGAUGAGGGUCUACACUGUGAUUUUGCUUGUCUAAUGUUCCAUUAUUUAGUGAACAGACCGUCAGAAGAGCGAGUCCGUGAGAUCAUCGUUAAUGCUGUAGAAAUUGAGCAGGAGUUUCUAACUGAGGCGUUACCUGUGGGUCUGAUUGGAAUGAAUUGCACCUUGAUGAAACAAUACAUUGAAUUUGUUGCAGACAGGUUACUAAUGGAGCUUGGGUUCUCAAAGGUCUUUCAUGCAGAAAAUCCUUUUGAUUUCAUGGAGAAUAUUUCUCUGGAAGGAAAAACAAAUUUCUUUGAGAAGCGGGUUUCGGAAUAUCAACGUUUUGCUGUCAUGGCAGAAACAAUGGACAAUGUCUUCACUCUGGAUGCAGAUUUUUGACAAAGUGGCAAAUGAAUGGUGACUGUUUCCCUCUCCUUAUCUCCCUUUAUGCUGUGAAAUUAAUUAAUUUCUUCUAAUUUCUUCUUGUGGAAAUCAGAGUCUACUGGGAUAUUUUUCCUGGGUUUUCAUGUUGUUUGUCAGAGGAGUAAAUAUAUUUCUCUCUGUGUAAUUUGAAAAAAAAAAGGGGCAUCAUCUGUAAAAAAUGUAUAUGGCUUUGUAGAAGGAUGACCUUUUUAAGAUUCCCUUGACUCGUCUGCUGUCAAUGAUGUCUUUAAAGAUGACAUGGAUAGUGUCACAUGUCACAAACGUGGAUGUUUGUUUAAGAAACAAACUGCAUAUUUACCUCAUGUUAUGGUAUUUUAAUAUGAAAACCAGAUGAGGUAUCACUCCACAUAAAAACAUCACUAUAAAUUAUUUUCCUGUUUUCUGUUUCAUGUUUGUAGGUUUGGUCUGUUUGGUAGUUUUGGAGUAAAAGCUCUUCUGUUUCAUCCUGUUGCAGAUACAGUAAUAGUUGAACGUGAGAAGACCUUAAUGAGGUCUGACCUAUAGAAUAUUAUUAAACCCAGGAGUUAAGUGUAAUCUCCCCAUUAACCUAGGUUCUGUCUGAAACAAUUUUUAUUCUGGUUGGAAAACUGAUGGGUCUUGGUAGGCAUGUAAUUCAAAUACAUGUAAUUCUUGUCUUACAGCUGUUACUGAACAGGUCAGUGGCCUUUGAACAAUUCUUGAAAAGGCACACCUGUUAACAGUGGAGAAAAAACACAUCCUGUAGUUCUUUGGCUUCUGCUGCCUGUUUUUUCUUGCUUCACUGAUCAAGUGCCUUAUUAAGUAGUCUGUAAUUCUGUUUGUAAUCACUUGACACUGAAACAGCCAGCUCUGGGUGUUGUCCAUCUCCCCCUUUUGUGCUGGGUGGUUUGAUAUUCUCCCCUUCUUGGUUGUACUUGUGCAUUGAAGGGGUGAGAAGACAUGUCAUUCCAAGGGAUUAUUCCUUGAGGUGCUACAAACAGACUACUCGAGAUGUAAGGAAGCACCCAAUAACGUAUGAAGGUACAUCAGGUUGUGUGUUUGAUGUGAACCAUUGGAACCAUUGUUACAGAACAGCUUCUGAAAGAAGGUAUUAAACAUUUCAAAAACAAGCCCAGAAGUAGUAUGGAGUAGCAGCAUCUUACAAAGGACUGUUGUUUGGUUUUUGAUUGUGUGCCUGAAGACUGUUUGUAAUUUUUUGAUAUCACGUGCAGAGAAUGGAGGGAUUGAGGAGUGGCUAACAUGCUGCAGUGGUACUUGGGGUAGAAGACAUGCUAUUUAGCUGUACCUGGUUUAUCUGCAAAUAGAUGGGCUCUUUUUUUUUCCAAGAUGAAGUGAGUGUACAAGAGCUAGACAAAGGGUUCCACUUUAUUAAACCCAAGCAUUUUUCAUAAUUUUCAGCAUUUUGUGAAAGUGCUUUUGUAAGUCUUAAUAUUGCAAACAUUUUGUGCUGCUUUUGAUACAUCUGGCAUGAGCCAAACUGACAGCCCAGGGUUAUCAGUGAUGGGGUGGUGUAAGUGUUAUUUCCCUGCCAGCCCAGAUCAGCCAUCAUCCUGGGUACCUGAGUUCCAUGAAACAGGUCCACUGCCUUAGCACUUAAUUCCUAGUGGACAACUCCCUGCUGUAAAAAUAAACAGCAAAAUUGACUUAGUUUUUCUUAGUCUCUUUAAAAGAUCAGGAGUAUGUACUGACCAUGGAAAUGGAACAGCUUAUUUUUUCCUGGAGAAGAGGAUCCUGCAUCAUUUGUAUGAGUUACUUGGAAGAGGGCACAGAGAAAAGCUGGAACUGCAGGAGAAUUGUGAACUCAGAGGGAAAACCCAGCACCUUUUGGAAACAUUGAGCUGAUAGGGGAGAAAGUGAAAAUAUUGUAAAUCGAUCUGCUGUUGGAGUAAUGGAACCUAUUAUGUCACUGAAAGUACUAAAAAGCUUUUAUUUUGAGUCAUGAAUGAUGAGAAUAUAGAGAGUAUUCUAAUAUGAAACUGCAAUGUGCUCAGGUUCUGUAAAUGUAUAUGAGAUACCAAAGUCUGGUACAUCGGCUCCCACUCAAUUUGUGUGUAAAAUAUGUGUGUAGUUUCAAUAAAAUUUGAGUGUGGGGAA
Pseudopodoces humilis (Tibetan ground-tit) is the source of this 3195-nucleotide messenger RNA. It is a transcript of the gene RRM2B, whose product is annotated as ribonucleotide reductase regulatory TP53 inducible subunit M2B. Gene Ontology annotation, molecular function: ribonucleoside-diphosphate reductase activity, thioredoxin disulfide as acceptor. Gene Ontology annotation, cellular component: cytosol. NCBI's taxonomy places the organism in Eukaryota, Metazoa, Chordata, Aves, Passeriformes, Paridae. The record is from RefSeq and is a predicted model, not a curated record. Gene Ontology annotation, biological process: deoxyribonucleotide biosynthetic process.